Molecule: messenger RNA, 600 nt
Organism: Psilocybe cubensis
Lineage: Eukaryota; Fungi; Basidiomycota; Agaricomycetes; Agaricales; Agrocybaceae
Exons: 5
Coding region: 1-600 (199 amino acids)
Source: RefSeq, a predicted model, not a curated record
AUGCAACUGUUUGCCAACGUUCUUGCCAUGAUUUUUCUUGCAACCUACGCAAUCCACACUGUGUCAGCCGCUCCCAAUGGGCUAUCACCGGGAGGUAUUCAGUACUUCUCCAAGAGGCACGCUUUGUCCGCCUCAACCUGGAGGUCUGAAGAGGACCCACACGCGUUUAUGAACGCGAAAAAUCUGGUCAAGAACAUGCGAAGACAAAUUCUCAACGAUGCUGAGUCAACGCUGUCCACGGCGGAAGGUCCCUCUGUAGCCGCCGAUGCUGCACAGACAGUAGAGAACAACACUGGUACUGAUAGAAGUCAAGCCUCUGUAGGCCCUGUCGGUGCUAACACAUCUUCUGUUCCCACCACAAUUGGAGAGGCUGCCAAUAUUGCCCAAGGCGCAGCGUCAUCCCCCCCUACUACCUCUACGGAUAAUGCCAUUUCGUUGUCAAAUGAUUCACCGACCACUUCCGAAUCGGCAGCUGUUUCUAGCGUUCGAGUUAGAAGAAAGAACCUUGACGACGUUAGGGCUGAGGCACCGAAAUCUAUCUCUAUCGAGAACGCCUAUAGUUUUGAAUACCCUGUUAAAUAUUCGACCGUGGCACUGUAA